This is a messenger RNA of Thunnus maccoyii (southern bluefin tuna), 2629 nucleotides long. RefSeq names its product pyruvate dehydrogenase kinase 2a (gene pdk2a). Lineage: Eukaryota; Metazoa; Chordata; Actinopteri; Scombriformes; Scombridae. The transcript is spliced from 11 exons. The coding region runs from base 96 to 1325 and encodes 409 amino acids. The record is from RefSeq and is a predicted model, not a curated record. Gene Ontology annotation, biological process: protein phosphorylation; regulation of glucose metabolic process. Gene Ontology annotation, molecular function: pyruvate dehydrogenase (acetyl-transferring) kinase activity. Gene Ontology annotation, cellular component: mitochondrion.
AGUGGCCUCCCUUGUUUUUAACAGCCUGCUAACAGGUUUAGGUUUGAUCAGUUGGAGCAUUGGCCACACAAGAGCAGCGACCAUCCACAGUAAUAAUGAAGUUCGUUAGAUUCAUUAUGAAAAAUGCCGCCUUGGCAAGUGUGCCCAAACAUAUCGAGCAUUUCUCUAAAUUUUCUCCUUCGCCGCUCUCCAUGAAGCAGUUUCUCGAUUUCGGUUCUAUCAAUGCCUGCGAGAAGACUUCCUUUGUGUUUUUGAGACAAGAACUCCCUGUUAGACUUUCAAACAUCAUGAAGGAAAUCAACCUUUUGCCCGAUAAACUGGUCACAACACCGUCUGUGCAAAUGGUGCAGGGCUGGUACAUCCAGAGUUUAAUGGAAAUCCUUGAAUUCUUAGACAAGAAUCCUGAUGAGCACAAAGUCCUGGGAGAGUUUGUUGACGCCUUGGUUACCAUCAGAAACAGACAUAACGAUGUGGUGCCAACCAUGGCCCAGGGUAUCAUAGAAUACAAAGAAGCCUUCCCCCAGGAUCUGGUAACCAACCAGAACAUCCAGUACUUUCUGGACCGCUUCUACAUGAGCCGCAUCUCUAUCCGCAUGCUCAUCAACCAGCACACUCUUAUUUUUGAUGGCGCCACCAACCCUAUCCAGCCCAACCCCAUUGGAAGCAUCGACCCUCACUGUCAAGUCGGAGAUGUAGUUCAGGAUGCCUUCCAGAGUGCCAAGAUGCUGUGCGACCAGUACUAUCUCUGCUCCCCUGAUCUGAUUGUACAAGAGAGGAACAACAAGAAGAACAACCAUCCAAUAAGCAUCGUGUACGUGCCCUCUCACCUUUAUCACAUGCUGUUUGAGCUCUUUAAGAAUGCUAUGAGGGCUACCAUCGAGACCCACGAGAGCAGCAACAAUCUCCCGCCCAUUCAAGUCAUGGUGUCUCUUGGAGGAGAGGACAUGUCAAUUAAGGUGAGUGACAAGGGUGGCGGUGUCCCAUUUCGUCGGAUCGAAAACCUUUUCAGCUACAUGUACUCCACCGCUCCCGCUCCCCAGAUUGGACAGCACACACGACCUCCGCUGGCUGGCUUUGGCUACGGUCUGCCCAUCUCUCGUCUCUACGCCAAGUACUUCCAGGGGGACCUGCAGCUCUACUCCAUGGAGGGCUACGGCACAGAUGCUGUAAUCUACUUGAAAGCGCUGUCUACAGACUCCAUCGAGAGGCUGCCGGUGUACAACAAAACUGCUCUGAAGAACUACAAAGUGAGCCAAGAGGCUGACGACUGGUGCAUACCCAGUAAAGAGCCCCUGGAUCUGCGCAACUAUAAGGUGGCCAAGUGAAAAUGUCCUCUAGGCCUGGUGCUUCGAGCCUACAUAACAUGAAGCCUCCAGAAUAUCUUUGUAUUCCCAUGUCAUCAUCUACCAAGGCAGACAGGCACCGAAGCUCUUACCACUGAGAAUCAUCUCCAGACCGGAGCAGACAAAGUGUCCUCUUACAUUUCAGUUUUAGCAGUAGCAUGUUGUUUUCAUUCCCUGUUGUCUUUUUUGGGUUGUUAAUAAGAAAAUAUACAAAUAGAAAACAGCUACUAACAGAGAAUACUCACCUCUGAGACCUUUGGACAGGUGGUUGAAAUACACUUAGCUUCAGUUGGGAGUGUGUGUGUGUGUGUGGACAAGCAGCCCGGAGUCAUGUGCAGGUAGGGAGACACAGAGGCAGCACCCGACAUGUUAUGGGUGUUUUAAAAAAAAAAAAUAUGAGGGAAUAUGAGAUGACAGGUGAAGAGUAACAGAGGAGGGUUUCAGUUUUCCAGUUUAAGACAUGCUAUAAUGUUAUAGCAGAUGUUUGAAAAGGGGAGAUAUGGAGGUAUUCAGCAGAACAGGGGAGGACCUGUUGUUGAACAAUUGAAAGUGACCCAGACAUGUCACCCAGGCCUUACAGUAGCAACCUCACCCAAAGGAUCAUUUUAUUAAAAUACUUGAACUAUUUAAAAUAACGCCAGUGAUGCUCCUUGUUUGAUUUAAUAGACUGUUGGAUCUCCAGAUCUGAACAAAUGUAGGACUUUGAAGUUGAGUGGUUUUGUCUGCAUGGAUGUUUGUUCAGGCUUUUGAAAUUUCAGCCUUAAAAAUGUUACCACAGUAUUUACAGUAUUGACUGAUAAGAUACAGUGUUAUCUUUAAUAUCAAUUUUCUGGACCAGGCUGAACGUAAUCUGCUCUUUUCUGUGCAUUCAUUUGCAUAAAUUAUAAAGAUAAAGAGUCCUGAAAUUACAGUAUCAUAAGGCCCAAGUUCUCUCUGAUAUACCGCAGCCGGCAAAGCGUCUGUCUGGCUUGUUUGGUGAGUUCAGUGGAGGCCGGUGUUAUUAUUAAACCACAAGAAGGCAGUGCAUGUCAUGUUUGAGUUCUCUACCAGUUUGUGAUCCAUUAAGGCAAGGCCAGUCUCACAUCAUUUAUUAUACUGUGCCAUAUGAAGAAAAAAAAUGUCCAUUGGGUCCAUAUGUGUUUAAAAAAUGAACAGUUUUCUUUUGUAAAUUGAUCUUUAAUCAUACAGUAUGUGAAAGGUUAUUUUUAUAGCUACAGUUUUUGUGACUGAAAUGACUGUAAAUACUGUAAAUACAAUCCAAAUAAUAAAUUAGAACAAGUUCAGUA